AUGGAUCUUCUGCCACGUCAUCGGCUGGUCAUCAAUGACGAUAUCGAGAAGUUCAAUGGAGCUACAUCUCACGAUAUUCGCGACCACUUCAACGGAUGGGUUACAGACCAACUACCUCAGAUCGUCGCCAGCCCUGAAAUACUCGAACAUCUUCUAUUUAAUGAUACUCAUGGGAUGGGUCCACAGUAUUUUCUCGGCACACGGUAUAACUUCUGCCUCUUUGUGGACGAUUUCUGUCUAGAGUCGCUUGAGCUUUUCAAGGAUUCCUUUCACGGUCCUGUUGUUAAGAUUUUGUCCAAGCCGUGGGGUAAUUUGACCCCCCAGGAAAGGACAUACAAGAUACAUCCAGAGUGGCAUGAUGGUGAGACAGACGAUGAACUGGAAAUGGUUGGAUGGAUGUAUAUCCCCAUACACUCUUACGUGCAUUGGUUUGAUACUCUGGAAGUACCCUCGGAUUUUGAGGCGUACUAUGUACGGCCACCUAUGAUGAUUAACCAGUGCAACAUAGAGAACGUUGAAGAAGAACGGCUUGCUUCAUUACGCCGGAAGUCUCGGAAGUAUAUGGUUACUGUCUGA
Messenger RNA from Penicillium crustosum, 576 nucleotides. RefSeq lists its product as uncharacterized. The record is from RefSeq and is a predicted model, not a curated record. The transcript has a single exon. The coding region runs from base 1 to 576 and encodes 191 amino acids. NCBI's taxonomy places the organism in Eukaryota, Fungi, Ascomycota, Eurotiomycetes, Eurotiales, Aspergillaceae.